Molecule: messenger RNA, 735 nt
Organism: Cladophialophora immunda
Lineage: Eukaryota; Fungi; Ascomycota; Eurotiomycetes; Chaetothyriales; Herpotrichiellaceae
Exons: 1
Coding region: 268-735 (155 amino acids)
Source: RefSeq, a predicted model, not a curated record
GCAUAUCUCACUGGUUGAGCAAACGAGAAGGUGACGCCAGGGAGGAGACGCAAGGGGCCAAGCAUAUAUAAAUUGCCUACUCCUCUCUUCCUCGAAAUAUGCAUGUGACUGCUCAAUCUACUUUGAAAUACAGCACAUCCCUCCAUCAAGCAUAUCAUUACCCCAGGACAAACACUCAACCCGGAGAAUACUUACAAACCUCCUGUCCAUACGCACACACUCUCCCACUCUCGUCCCCCAGACCGACCAACCGACAUCGAUCACAAUAUGUCCAACUACGGCUCUAACCAAGCAACCCGGCAGCAAGGAUCCGGCGGCGACGGCAGCUCCUACAGCUCGGUCUUCUACAGCGCGUCUGCGUCGUAUUCGACCUCGAGCUCCAGCUCCACCUCGCGGGGCGGCGACCGCGACCCGCAAACCCAGAGCCACGCGCAGCGGUACACCGAGACCAUGACGAGCAAUGACCGCGACGGGACCAACAUCCGGCGCGUGGCCGAGGAGACGGGCAGGCCGGUCCGGAGCGAGGAGACGUACAUUCCGCCCCGGGGGACGACGGCGGCGGCGGCGGCGAGGGGGAUUGACGACGGCGGUCGCGACGGCGGGGGCAGGAUCGAGGAUGUCACUGACGCGGACGCCGACGAGGAGCACGACCAGGACAGGGACCAGGCGGCGAGGGAUAGGGAGUAUGAGGAGAGGAUGGAGGACGAGUAUGCCAAGCGGGAAGGGGGUGCUUGA